Messenger RNA from Seminavis robusta, 1662 nucleotides. Lineage: Eukaryota; Bacillariophyta; Bacillariophyceae; Naviculales; Naviculaceae. The record is from the annotation of a GenBank genome assembly.
AUGACAGAUCUCUCUGAAUCGGCUGCCUGGAAGGCAUUGGAAGCUCACUAUGAAGCGACGAAAGAUACCCAGAUGAAGGAGCUCUUCAAGAGUGACCCGGAGCGUUUCAGCAAACUGUCGCUCAAGUUUGAAGACAUUUUGUUUGAUUAUUCCAAGAACCGCGUGACGGAGGAGACGAUGGACCUCUUGUACAAGCUGGCGGAACAGCAGAAUGUCAAGGGGCUUGCGGAAAAGAUGUUUUCGGGAGAAAAGAUUAAUGCUACUGAAGACCGCGCCGUCUUGCACGUGGCGCUGCGCAACCAGUCCAACAGUCCCAUUUUGGUCGAUGGCAAGGACGUCAUGCCCGAUGUCAAUGAAACGUUGGCGCGCAUCAAGGCAUUUACCGAGUCGGUGCGUAGUGGAGAAUGGAAAGGACAGACUGGAAAGUCCAUUGCGGCCGUUGUCAAUAUUGGAAUUGGAGGAUCCGAUUUGGGACCCGUCAUGGUCACGGAAGCCUUGAAGCCCUACACCAAGCGUGAUUUGGCCAUGCAUUUCUGCUCCAAUGUCGAUGGAACGCAUAUUGCAGAGAUUCUAAAGUUGUGCGAUCCAGAGACGACCCUCAUUUUGGUAGCAUCCAAGACGUUCACCACCCAAGAAACCAUGACCAACGCCAUGACGGCCAAAAAAUGGUUGUUGGAUCAUUUCAAGGGCGACGAGACGGCUGUCCCCAAACACUUUGCGGCUCUUUCCACCAAUGCCAAGGGAGUCUCGGAAUUCGGAAUUGAUACGAAUAAUAUGUUUGGAUUUUGGGACUGGGUCGGUGGUAGAUACUCGCUCUGGAGUGCCAUUGGAACCUCCAUUGCGCUCGCCAUUGGGUAUGAUAACUGGAUGGAGUUGCAUGCCGGUGCUCAUGCGGUCGACCAGCAUUUCUUGAACGCGCCGCCCAAGGAAAAUCUUCCCCUCACGUUGGCGUUGAUUGGAAUUUGGUACAACAACUUUUACAAGGCCGAGACCUUUGCCAUUUUGCCCUAUGACCAAUACAUGCACCGAUUCCCGGCCUACUUUCAACAGGGUGACAUGGAAUCCAACGGAAAAUACGUCAACAAGAGUGGUCAAAAGGUCUCGGUGCAAACUGGACCCAUUCUUUGGGGAGAGCCCGGAACCAAUGGUCAGCAUGCCUUUUACCAGCUCAUUCAUCAAGGUACCAAGUUGAUCCCUUGUGACUUUUUGGCUCCAACUCAAACCCAAAACGAUGUGCCCAAGGACUUGGGUGGCCCCACCGAUCACCACCCCAUCUUGCUCUCCAACUUUUUUGCCCAGACCGAAGCCAUGGCAUUUGGUAAAGAUGCCGACACUGUUCGCAAGGAGUUGGAAGGCAAAAUGGACGCAAAAGCCAUUGAUGACUUGGUCCCACACAAAGUGUUCGAAGGAAAUCGCCCCAGCAACUCGUUCUUGUUCAAGAAGCUCACCCCCAGGACACUUGGUAGCUUGAUUUCCAUGUACGAAAUGAAGAUCUUUGUCCAAGGUGCCAUCUGGGAUAUCAAUAGUUUUGACCAGUGGGGAGUCGAGCUCGGCAAGCAACUCGCCAAGGCCAUCCUACCAGAGCUUCAAGCCGACGGUAACGUGUCCAGCCACGACAGUUCCACCAACGGGCUCAUCAACUAUUACAAAGCCAACAAAUAA